UCUCUUCUUCAUAUAUUUCCCCAUUGUUAUCACUGAGCCAGUUCGCUCUGACUCAGUAUUACCAGUAAGACACAGAGCAUUAGGUGACGAGCCAACAGGACUCUGCCUACUUGCUCAAUUCCAGGGAUAAACACAUAGCCGCUUCCAGCUUCGAAAAUCCCAUUUUUCUUUGUUAUUUUACUCAACAAAACACAACCCAAAUCCCCCCCUCUCUCUUCCUCCCACCAAUUACUUAAACAAAUUUAUCUCUGUCCCCUUUCCCUCUCUAAAAACCUCACGUGAAAUGUUGAUAUUUUAGUGUUGCCUCUUGUUUUCUUUAUUCCAAGUUGCGGUCUUGAAAGUAACCGUCAUCAAAUCUCUUUGUUUCUUUUCGUCUUCGUGCUUGUUCUUGAGAGCCUGUUGGUUGUUCAACUACUGCCUCUAUACACCCAUAGGCCGUAGGUCAUAAAAGGAAAUAGCUUUUUUGUAUUUUUAUACUAGAUUAAAGUCAAUGAAUUUUUUGCAUCUUUGGAUGGAUUUGUAUAUGGGAAGCUUUUCUUGCUAAUGGGUGUUCGUUAAAUUCCUCAAUAAUGGAUCUUGAAGGUGGAUUUUUUCAAAACCAUGCCAAGAGGAAGGAAUCAUGGAGAACAGUAUUGACUUUAGCGUUUCAAAGCCUUGGUGUUGUCUAUGGAGAUUUGAGCACUUCUCCUCUAUAUGUGUUCAAAAGCACAUUUAAUAUAAACAUUCAAAACUCAGUGACCAAUGAAGAAAUCUUUGGCAUCUUGUCUUUCGUCUUUUGGACUAUCACUUUGGUGCCUCUGCUGAAAUAUGUGUUUAUAGUACUCAAAGCAGAUGACAAUGGUGAAGGAGGCACUUUUGCUUUGUAUUCAUUGCUGUGUCGACACACCGGAGUCAACUCACUUCCAAAUUGCCAAUCGGCAGACGAGGACCUGACCGAGUACCAUAAGGAUGCUAUCAAUUUGUCACUAAAAUCGAGUUCUGGGUCAAGGCUGAAACCUAUCUUUGAGAAGCACAGAGUGUUAAAUAGGUUUCUGCUUGUUCUAGCCUUGAUUGGGACUUGCAUGGUCAUUGGUGAUGGUAUCCUCACACCGGCUCUCUCGGUUUCCUCAGCGGUAUCAGGGCUUGAGUUUUGGGUGUCAAAGGAGCAUCACAAAUAUUUAGAAAUUCCAGUCGUAUGCAUCAUACUGAUUGGCUUGUUUGCCCUUCAACAUUACGGCACGCACAGGGUUGGAUUCUUGUUUGCACCUGUGGUCCUCACAUGGCUCCUUUGUAUCAGUUCUAUUGGCGUAUAUAAUAUUUUUUAUUGGAACCCUCAUGUGUAUAGGGCACUUUCUCCAUAUUACAUGUACAAAUUUUUGAAGAAAACUCAGAGAGAAGGUUGGAUGUCCCUGUGUGGGAUUUUGUUAUGUAUAACUGGCUCAGAAGCUAUGUUUGCUGAUCUUGGACAUUUCUCGCAAUUGUCAAUAAAGGUUGCUUUCACCUCUUUGGUCUAUCCAUCCCUGAUUCUUGCAUAUAUGGGGCAAGCUGCCUAUCUAUCUCAGCAUCAUAAUCUUGAAAGUGAUUACCAAAUUGGAUUUUAUGUAUCUGUACCUGAGAAUUUAAGAUGGCCAGUCCUGGUUAUAGCUAUACUUGCUGCAGUAGUAGGAAGUCAGGCCAUCAUAACUGGAACUUUCUCAAUCAUCAAGCAGUGCUCUGCCCUGAAUUGCUUCCCAAGAGUCAAAAUAAUCCACACAUCAUCUAAAAUCCAUGGUCAGAUCUAUAUCCCAGAAAUAAACUGGAUUUUGAUGCUGUUAUGCUUGGCUGUUACUGUUGGCUUUAGAGACACAAGAAGCUUGGGCCAUGCAUCAGGUUUGGCCGUUAUAACUGUUAUGCUGGUCACAACUUGUCUGAUGUCUCUUGUAAUUGUGUUGUGCUGGCGCAAGAGCAUCUUCUUUGCACUAUGCUUCAUGUUCUUUUUCGGAACAAUUGAAGCUCUCUACUUCUCAGCUUCCCUCAGCAAGUUCCUUGAAGGGGCCUGGGUCCCAAUUGCACUUGCUCUUAUCUUCCUGAUAGUCAUGUGUGUCUGGCAUUAUGGCACCCUAAAGAAGUAUGAGUUUGACGUGCAAAAUAAAGUCUCCAUCAACUGGUUACUGAGCUUGGGUCCUAGUUUAGGCAUAGUACGGGUUCCUGGUAUUGGGGUCAUACACACCGAGCUUGUCAGUGGCAUCCCAGCAAUCUUCUCACAUACUGUCACCAACCUUCCAGCUUUCCACCAGGUCCUUGUCUUCCUCUGCAUCAAAUCUGUUCCUGUUCCACAUGUUGGACCUGAGGAAAGGUUUCUAGUGGGUCGUAUUGGCCCACGAGAAUUCAGGCUUUACAGGUGCAUAGUACGAUAUGGAUAUCGUGACAUUCACAGAGAUGACUCAGAAUUUGAGAAGGAUCUUUUUUGCAGCAUAGCGGAGUUCAUACGGUCAGGAACCUCUGAUGAUCUUGUCAAGGAUGAUAACAAAAUGACAGUAGUUGGAACAUGUUCUACCCAUGCAGAAGGGAUUCAACUAAAUGAGGACGAAGCAGACAGCUUAGACUCAGCUGGCCCAUCAGAGCUGAAGGAGAUCCUUUCACCCCCAGCAAUCCAGCCAAGGAAAAAAGUAAGAUUCAUCAUACCAGCGAGUCCAAAGAUAGAGUCUAGUGCUAGAGAGGAGUUGCAGGAACUAAUGGAAGCUAGGGAAGCCGGGAUGGCAUACAUACUAGGACACUCAUAUAUGAGAGCGAAGCAAGGAUCUAGCCUGAUAAAGAAGGUUGUCAUAAAUUCUGUGUUUGAGUUCUUGAGAAGAAACAGCAGGUCACCUGCCUAUGAACUGACUGCACCCCAUGCAUCUACUUUGGAGGUCGGGAUGGUCUACCAUGUUUGAUUUUAGCAUAAUAUAAAUGUUACAUGUAAAAAUGCUGUGAUCUUGUGUCAUAGAUCGAAAAAAGUCAUCUAGCAAACUUGGGCAUUGAUUAUUACUUUCAGUAAGGUCAAGAAAAGGUGUUUGAAUUACCUAGAGAUGGAGAAGGUCGGUCUUGGUCACCACCCCAUGUUUCUAGUCAUGGGAAUUGAGACGUGUGAGUGUUUGAAUGGGCCUUUUAUUGACUAACCAGUGGCCCAAUUUCUAAAAUGUGGCCUCAUUCACUGAGGUGGGCUAAGCCUAAAGGUUGAAAGAAUGAGUGUGAACUUAGCUACUGCAUUCCAUGGUCCGUACUCCAUCUUUUU
This is a messenger RNA of Rubroshorea leprosula, 3232 nucleotides long. The record is from the annotation of a GenBank genome assembly. Lineage: Eukaryota; Viridiplantae; Streptophyta; Magnoliopsida; Malvales; Dipterocarpaceae.